Molecule: messenger RNA, 5591 nt
Organism: Pongo pygmaeus (Bornean orangutan)
Lineage: Eukaryota; Metazoa; Chordata; Mammalia; Primates; Hominidae
Gene: ZDHHC20
Product: zDHHC palmitoyltransferase 20
Exons: 13
Coding region: 139-1236 (365 amino acids)
Molecular function (GO): palmitoyltransferase activity
Source: RefSeq, a predicted model, not a curated record
ACUUUUGCUCCCACAAGUCCUGCCUCGGAGGCGGGGGAGCUGGACCAGCAGCCGCCUGGAGCGUCCGAGUCGCAGUCGCCGGGGCUCCCGCGUUCCCCAGAACGGUGGGACGCGGGGCUUGGCAGCCGCCAGCGGAACAUGGCGCCCUGGACGCUGUGGCGCUGCUGCCAGCGCGUCGUGGGCUGGGUGCCGGUGCUCUUCAUCACCUUCGUGGUCGUCUGGUCCUACUACGCGUACGUGGUGGAGCUCUGCGUGUUUACUAUUUUUGGAAAUGAAGAAAAUGGAAAGACCGUUGUUUACCUUGUGGCUUUCCAUCUGUUCUUUGUUAUGUUUGUAUGGUCCUAUUGGAUGACAAUUUUCACAUCUCCCGCUUCCCCCUCCAAAGAGUUCUACUUGUCCAAUUCUGAAAAGGAACGUUAUGAAAAAGAAUUCAGCCAAGAAAGACAACAAGAAAUUUUGAGAAGAGCAGCAAGAGCUUUACCUAUCUAUACCACAUCAGCUUCAAAAACUAUCAGAUAUUGUGAAAAAUGUCAGCUGAUUAAACCUGAUCGGGCACAUCACUGCUCAGCAUGUGACUCAUGUAUUCUUAAGAUGGAUCAUCACUGUCCUUGGGUGAAUAACUGUGUGGGAUUUUCUAAUUACAAAUUCUUCCUGCUGUUUUUAUUGUAUUCCCUAUUAUAUUGCCUUUUUGUGGCUGCAACAGUUUUAGAGUACUUUAUAAAAUUUUGGACGAAUGAACUGACAGAUACACGUGCAAAAUUCCACGUACUUUUUCUUUUCUUUGUGUCUGCAAUGUUCUUCAUCAGCGUCCUCUCACUUUUCAGCUACCACUGCUGGCUAGUUGGAAAAAAUAGAACAACGAUAGAAUCAUUCCGCGCACCCACGUUUUCAUACGGACCUGAUGGAAACGGUUUCUCUCUUGGAUGCAGUAAAAAUUGGAGACAAGUCUUUGGUGAUGAAAAGAAAUAUUGGCUACUUCCAAUAUUUUCAAGCUUGGGUGAUGGUUGCAGUUUUCCAACUCGCCUUGUGGGGAUGGAUCCAGAACAAGCUUCUGUUACAAACCAGAAUGAAUAUGCCAGAAGUAGUGGCUCAAAUCAGCCUUUUCCUAUCAAACCACUUAGUGAAUCAAAAAACCGCUUGUUGGACAGUGAAUCUCAGUGGCUGGAGAAUGGAGCUGAAGAAGGCAUCGUCAAAUCAGGGACAAAUAACCAUGUAACAGUGGCAAUAGAAAAUUGAGUACCACUUGUUCAUAACUAACCAUUUGAAUAAGAGCAAGGUGUAUGAAAACAUUAUAGACUGAUAUUUUCAAUUUUCAUUUGCAAGAAAAUGAUCAAAGGAAUGAAAUAAUUGAAGUAUAACAGAAGUUAUAUUUUUUAAAACAGAAAGCCUUUGUACAGUUUCUGGGAUUCACAGAAGCACGACUCCAGAGCAGAACGAUGCCUUAAUCUUAAGUGUCCAUUUGUGCAGCAUUGACUUAGAGCUACGAAAGUGACUUAAUGUUAUUCUGGAAAUAAUACUUACCUGUUAUGAGAUGCUAUUAUAUGAGCUGUCAUCACAUUUUAACAUGCAUAUGUAUUUUUUGAUACCUGAAUUAUAUUAUUAGAAUAAGUAUCCAUAUACAUUUUCACUCCAAAAACACAAGCUUAAAAAUUUGAAAGUAAAGUACAUCUAGGGCAAAUGGUGGCUGAAAGUGAAUAAUAUUCAAAUUACUGUUGCUUGUACUGUAUAAGGAAAACUGCUUUUUUAAAUUGAGUAUUUGCUAAUUUAUAAUUACUAUUUUAUACUUUUCAACAUUUUUAAUAACUUUUUUUAUUGUUGGCUAUAACAGAAGGAUUCAGAUACCUAAAUAUCAUUUAGAACAUAGAACACAUUGGUCUAAUUCAUUGAAAGCUUAGUUAUAAGCAUUAAUACAACCAUGUAGUAGAGCAAGUGCCCAAGGCUUAAAGGGAACUUGGCAGUGUAAGAAAUAUUUUGGGUUCUCUCUGCUAUUUUAUAACUUUUUUUGUUGAUCUUUCAGGGGUAUGUACAUGGGCAGAGAAUCACAAAGGUACAUGUGCUGGAGAAAUACUGGACACAGUAGGAAGAAGUAUAGGUGUCCAGAAGAAAAGCUAAGAGGAAUAUUGUAAUUUGUUAAAAAAAAUAGUUUUGAGUUUUAACAGCAGUUAGCAUAAAGCAUGCUGUUGACUUGACUUUCAAAUUUCAAUGUAGGUAAUGACUAAAAAUUACUUUGAAACUUUUUACAGUGAUACUGUAACAGCUUAAACAGUGAUUUAAAAUGCAAUUCAAACUAGGCAAAAAAAACUUUAGAAUAAGUUUUCCUCCUGGCUGUCAGUUGGAAAUUCUAACCUGAGUGGUCAUUUUACAUUCCCAGUCUCUGAGAAGUGGAUUCUACUCUUAGAUGCACACUCUUAAGUCUGACUUCCUAACAGCAACCCCUUUAUGACUAGACACAUUUCUCCCUUUUCCUUUUAAAAUCUAAGCGACAGGAGUUGUUGCAUUAACUCCAAAGAAAAGUACAGGAUAAACAAUGUAGAAAUGUUACUCCUCAUUUACACGUUUUAGUCAGACACACACGCACGCACGCACGCACGCCCGCCCGCCCGCCCGCCCGCCCGCCCCAUAAUAAUUAAUUGAUUGCUUCCAGUGAGUGGGUGGAGACGAAUCUCAGCAGCAGACACACACACACACACACACACACACACACACACACACACACACACACACACACACACACACACACACACACACACACACACACACACACACACACACACACACACACACACACACACACACACACACACUCCCGCCCCAUAAUAAUUGAUUGCUUCCAGUGAGUGGGUGGAGACGAAUCUCAGCAGCAUCUGUGAGUACUACAGGUUGGAGUUUCCUGUCUGUAAAAUGGGACUGCAGGGGAGGGGGUGUUGUGAAUGAGUUGGACUGGAUGACUUCUAACAUUCUGCGAUGCCUAAUUUUGCAAAAUCACUUUUCAUUCACCCAAUAAAUUUUUUUCUUCUUUUUUCCAGAGUCUUGCUCUGUCUCCCAGGCAGGAGUGCAGUGGCGGGAUCUUGGCUCACUGCAACCUCUGCCUCCCAGGUUCAAUAGAGUCUACUGCCUCAGCCUCCCAAGUAGCUGGGAUUACAGGCUCAUGCCACCAUGUCCGGCUAAUUUUUACAUUUUUAGAAGAGAUGAGGUUUCACCAUGUUGACCAGGCUGAUCAUGAACUCCUGACCUCAAAUAAUCCACCCCCUCCCAAAGUGCUGGGAUUACAGGCGUGAGCCACCACGCCCCGCCCCAAUAAGUUUUUUGGAGUACCUUCUGUAUGCUAAAUAAUACACUAGGAAUAGCUCUAUCAUUUCCUAGUACAGCAUAAAUUUUAUGGUUGCUACUGUAGGUUUAUAAUUUGUUGUUUAUAGUUUGGUCUAAUUUCCAUCAGCCAUACUAACAUUAGAUUUUAAAAGGAGGCAACUUUUUUUCUUUUUGAACCAAAGGAAUGAGUUAGCUUUGAAAACAUAAUUUGAGAUAUUAUAGUAUGGAUUCUUCUACCUUUGUUUCAACUCCUUAAUAAUGUUGAUUCUAGCAAACUAGAAUGAGAUUUAAGAGAUAACAAUUAUUACUGGGCGUGGUGGCUCAUGCCUGUAAUCCCAGCACUUUGGGAGGCCGAGGCUGGCGGAUCACCUGAGGUCAGGGGUUCGAGAUUAGCCUGGUCAAAAUGGCAAAACCCUGUCUCCACUAAAAAUACAAAAAAAAAACCCACAAAACUGUCCAGGCAUGGUGGCACACGCCUGUAGUCCCAGCUCCUCGGGAGGUGGAGGCAGGAGAAUCACUUGAACCCAGGAGGCGGAGGUUGCAGUGAGCCGAGAUCAUGCCUCUGCACUCCAGCCUGGGCGACAAGAGUGAGACUCCAUCUCAAAAAUAUAUGUAUAUCAAUUACCAACUAAAAACGUAACUUCAGUUUGGCAGUUUGCAUAUUAUUAUAAGGAGAUAAAUGUUAAAACAUACUUGACUACUUUCAGAAAUGUUCUCCUGGUACUUUUUGCAUUUCUACAUUCAGAUAAAAAGAUUUGCAUGUACCUGGCUAACGCCAAGGAAACUUCAUUUUUUUCUUCACUAUUAUGCACUUUCAUGGUAUAGUCUUUCUCAGUUCUUUUAAUUUUUGUUAUUUAACAUCUUUAAUAGCACAGCAAACAUCUUUUCAGAAAUUUUCAGUUAAAGCCUUUGAAUUACUUAUCUUUGAUUUAAUUUACAGCCAGCAUUUUGCCACGUUCUAAAUAAUAUUUAGCUGAACUGAUUCAUAUGUAUUAAUGACCAUUCUAGCAAAGGCCUGCAAGUGGUGUGGGAAUCAGGGAAAGGCUGCCUCUUUGGUAUCUCAACUGGUAUUGAUUAUUGUUAUCAACUAUUUGGGGAGAAAAAAUCAAAAUGAAGCCCUGUCAAAUUUUAGAAGUACUAUCUUUGGUCCUUCAAACACUUGACAUUUGUGAUGACACCUUAAGAAAAAUAAAGUUGAAAUUCAGGUCUUGCCAUUGCCAUUACAAACAAAUUAGGAGACCUGGUGUACCUGGGAACAAAUUUACUUGAAUAUUCAGUACCUGAAACUAUGCCAAACCAAAGAGCAGCUGCAGUACAUUAGUUAUUUUAAAUGAACAAGUUUACAAAGUUUAUUUUCAUCUAUACGUAAGGAUGAUUUUUUUAAAACUUUUUACAUAUUAGUGGUUAUGAUUCAAUGUAUCAUGAGUGAAUUUAACUGUAAGGUGGUUUAAAUCAAAUAUGCAAUGUUUACUUGAAUUGUAUUUCUAUUAGCAGAUUUUGACUAUGUUUACAGGACUGUUUAAAUUAAGGAUUAUCAGGCAUGUGAGAUCUCCUUUCAGUUAUCUUUAAAGUAGAUGUAUAUUAAGGGCUUAGAUUUAGGAUCUGCAUAUUCUGGGCAUUGAAUAGGCAGUAAUUUACAAAUAAGUUUUGCUUACCUUUUGUUCUAGGGACUAGCACUGCUAUCAAUGGAAAGUAUUUUUAACUAAUCUGUUAUUAAGAAAGUCAUAUUUUUGCAUUUCAGCCAAAAUAAAGACCGUAUCUAAUAAACUGUUAGAAACAGAUAAUACAUGUCUGAAAUCCAUAUGUUUCAUAUGAUCUAAACUGUAUUUUCCAAUUUAAAUUAAAAAUGUAAUAUAGAUUCAGAAAGGUUCAUAUUUUUCUAAUGACUACAUUCUAUGUUAUUUUGUUAGGUUGCAUAAAGAAGCAAGGAGUUGUACUUGUAUUAAAAGAUGAAGAAAGCUAUUAGGUAUAUUUGUACAUGACUGCAAAUGAGUCUAUGCCCGUUUAAAAGAAAAGAUGGACACUAUUUUAAAGUGAGCUUUAAUAUGCUUUUAUAUAAACAAAUUUGAAGUACAGUUUAGUUUGGUGGUGUUUACCUAACAAGUACCAUAAGCCUUGUAUUUGUUCUUAUUUGUAUAAUUCUAGCCUGUGACUUAAUGUUGACGCUUUGCUUUGUCUUUUGGCUGGCCUAACCUACAUUGACAUGUACACAGAACAUUUUAAAACUUUUUUUUCAAAAGUCAUAAUGAAUUACUUUAUUAAUAAACAAAUAAAGUCUUGUA